This is a messenger RNA of Phragmites australis (common reed), 2423 nucleotides long. RefSeq names its product UDP-sugar pyrophosphorylase-like. The coding region runs from base 191 to 2080 and encodes 629 amino acids. Gene Ontology annotation, molecular function: UDP-N-acetylglucosamine diphosphorylase activity. The record is from RefSeq and is a predicted model, not a curated record. Gene Ontology annotation, biological process: UDP-N-acetylglucosamine biosynthetic process. The transcript is spliced from 17 exons. Lineage: Eukaryota; Viridiplantae; Streptophyta; Magnoliopsida; Poales; Poaceae.
CCACCUCCGCGCACUGCGCUUUCGCGGCCGCGAUCCUUCGAACCCGACGCGCAGCGCCACCGCAGAGGAGAGAGAAACAGAGACGGCUUGCCUCGCCCCCGUGACGCGAGUCCAGCUCCGCCUCCGCGGAAGACGACGCAACCGACACCGACGCGGUCGCUUGGCGCCUCCUCCUCCUCCUCCUCGCGCGAUGGCUUCGGGCGCCGACGCGGCGGCGGCGGGGGCCGCGGCGAUCGGGAUCUCCGGCGGCGAUGGCGAGUGGGCGGAGGCGUGCCUCCCGCUGCGGCGGAACCUGCAGCGGCUCGCUCCCGACGAGAUUGAACUUGCAAAAAUGCUAUUGAAUGAAGGCCAGAUGCACCUGUUUGAACACUGGCCAGAACCAGGUGUUGACGAUGACAAGAAAAGAGGCUUCUUUGAUCAGGUUCGUCGACUUAAUUCAAACUAUCCUGGAGGACUGGUUUCGUACAUCCAGAAUGCGAGAAAACUACUAGCCGAUUCAAAGGCAGGCAAAAAUCCAUAUGAUGGUUUCACUCCUUCUGUUCCUUCUGGGGAGGUAUUGACUUUUGGCGAUGACAAUUUUCUUUCACUGGAAGCUGCUGGGGUAAAAGAAGCAUGCAAUGCUGCAUUUGUUCUUGUUGCUGGCGGGCUUGGUGAAAGACUUGGUUACAAAGGAAUCAAGGUAGCACUCCCCCGGGAAACAACGACUGGAAAAUGUUUCCUUCAACAUUACAUAGAGUCUAUUCUGGCUUUACAAGAGGCCAGCUGCAAAUUGUCUGAGGAUGGGUUUCAUACAAAGAUUCCGUUUGUUAUUAUGACUUCUGACGAUACAAAUGAGCUAACCAUCAAGCUUCUGGAAUCAAACUCCUAUUUUGGAAUGGAACCAUCACAAGUGAAAAUACUAAAGCAGGAAAAAGUAGCAUGUCUGGCAGACAAUGAUGCAAGACUUGCAUUAGACCCAAACGACAAGUACAAAAUUCAGACAAAACCACAUGGUCAUGGAGAUGUUCAUGCUCUUCUUUAUUCAAGUGGUUUGCUUGAGCAAUGGAAGAGUGCAGGGAGGAAGUGGGUUCUCUUUUUCCAGGAUACAAAUGGAUUACUCUUCAAUGCCAUUCCAUCAGCAUUAGGUGUCAGUGCCACCAAGGGUUACAACGUAAAUUCUCUCGCAGUUCCUAGGAAGGCAAAGGAAGCAAUUGGUGGAAUUACCAAACUUACUCAUGUUGAUGGUAGAACAAUGGUCAUCAAUGUAGAGUACAAUCAGCUUGAUCCACUCCUUCGUGCAACUGGACAUCCUGAUGGAGAUGUAAAUUGCGAGACAGGCUUUUCUCCAUAUCCUGGAAAUAUAAACCAGUUGAUACUGGAGCUUGGACCAUACAUUGAGGAGCUCAAGAAAACACACGGUGCCAUUUCUGAAUUUAUAAAUCCCAAGUAUAUCGAUUCUACCAAGACGGCAUUUAAAUCCUCCACUCGUCUUGAGUGCAUGAUGCAAGACUAUCCAAAGACACUACCUCCCUCAGUGAAAGUUGGGUUUACGAUGAUUGAUACAUGGCUUGCUUAUGCUCCCGUGAAGAAUAAUCCUGAAGAUGCAGCUAAAGUUCCAAAAGGCAAUCCUUAUCACAGUGCAACCUCGGGAGAGAUGGCAAUUUACAGGGCAAACAGCCUUAUUUUGAGAAAGGCUGGUGCACAAAUAGAUGAUCCUGUAGUUGAUACCUUCAACGGGCAAGAGGUAGAGGUUUGGCCACGCAUAACCUGGAGUCCACGGUGGGGUCUCACAUUCAAUGAUGUCAAGGAGAAAGUGCAUGGCAACUCUUCAGUUUCUCAUAGGUCUGCUUUGGUCAUCAAUGGGCGGAACAUCUUCCUUGAAGGCCUUUCGUUGGACGGCACUCUUAUCGUCAUUGCUGCCGAUGAAGCAGAGGUUAAAGUUACAGGUCAUGUACAAAAUAAAGGCUGGACUAUCCAGCAUGUCGACUACAAGGACACCUCGGAGAAGGAAGAGAUCAGAAUCCGUGGAUUUAAGUUCGAGAAGGUUGAACAGCUAGAGGUGAACUACACUGAGCCAGGAAAGCAUUGCAUGAGUGCGUGAACAGGCAUGCUUGAUUGCCCUGAAUAAGCUUCCUACCAGUUGGAAAUAGUACGUCUGGAUUGCCUCCCAGAUUUUGGGAGGCAAACUCUGCCUUUUGCCUUCUCAAGUAAUAAGGAGCGAAGUGCUUCGCCAAUCACCAUUCUUCAUGUAUAUCUGUACUUGUAUAGUAACAUCGUUCAUAGUCAACCUUUAUUAGUGUACCUAAAGUUGAUUAUUUAUACAGGAUAUAAGAUUGAUGUAAUAAGUUUUAUUCAAAACCUCACACUGAAUCAAGUAAGUGCGGCUUAUAUAAUUCGUGUUACUGAAUAAUUUUUGCCAAAUGCCAUGGCAGGGAUUAGUGAUU